Molecule: messenger RNA, 4304 nt
Organism: Dicentrarchus labrax (European seabass)
Lineage: Eukaryota; Metazoa; Chordata; Actinopteri; Moronidae
Gene: hsd11b2
Product: hydroxysteroid (11-beta) dehydrogenase 2
Exons: 5
Coding region: 208-1455 (415 amino acids)
Molecular function (GO): oxidoreductase activity
Source: RefSeq, a predicted model, not a curated record
GGGGAGAGAGAGAGAGAGUCAGGGGACGAGCUGCACCAACUCCAGUGUGUGUACAGCAGAGAGCGAGUGCAGGAGAGAGACACUCACACUGACUGAGGGACAGUUUGAUUUAUUUCUCUUCAGUUUGAGUCUGAAGCAGGUGUGGACAGACAGACAGACAGACAGACAGACAGGUAAAGCAGGUGACCCUCCUCUGACUCUCCUCUGAUGAUGGACGACUAUACUCUUCCCUUCUGGAUUUACCUGGGCGUUUUGACCGUGUUUGUCGUUGGGGUCAUGAAGAAGAUUUUGGCGUCCCACCUGGGCGCCGCCCCCCCCCUGGUGGCCUGGCUGGGCGCCACCGUGCUGGUGGAGCGGCUGUGGGCGUUCUGCCUGCCUGCCGUGCUACUGCUGGCACUGCUCGGCCUUGCCUGUUGCCUUUACUCCGCCGCCAGAACCGGCCCGCCACCCGCCACCCUGCCCGCCCACGGCAAGGCUGUCUUCAUCACAGGCUGUGACUCUGGUUUCGGGAAGGCGACAGCGAACCAUCUGGACGCUAUGGGCUUCGAGGUGUUUGCCACAGUGCUGGACCUGUCAGGAGACGGAGCCAAAGAGCUGCAGAGGACCUGCUCCACCCGCCUCACCCUCCUCCAGGUGGACAUCACCCAGCCGCAGCAGGUCCAACAGGCACUGCUGGACACCAAGGCCAAACUUGGCCUCAAAGGUCUGUGGGGUUUGGUGAACAACGCUGGAGUAUGUGUGAACUUCGGAGAUGCCGAGCUGUCCCUAAUGUCGAACUUCCGUGGCUGCAUGGAGGUCAACUUCUUCGGCACGUUGAGCAUCACCAAGAGCUUCCUGCCGCUGCUGCGACAAGCCAAAGGACGCAUCGUCACCAUCUCCAGUCCCGCCGGUGACCAGCCGUUUCCCUGUCUGGCAGCCUACGGGGCGUCUAAAGCAGCUCUCAACCUCUUCAUCAACACCCUGCGACAUGAGCUGGAGCCCUGGGGGGUCCGGGUCUCCACCAUCCUACCCUCCUCAUACAAGACAGGUCAAUCCAGUAACCACAGCUACUGGGAGCAGCAGCACAAACAGCUGAUGCAGAGUCUGUCUCCGGCGCUGCUCGAGGACUACGGCGAGGACUACGUGACCGAGACCAAGGAGCUGUUCCAUAACCACGCCCGCCAGGCCAACCCCGACCUCAGCCCCGUCAUCGACUCCAUCGUCCAGGCACUGCUGGCGCCACAGCCGCAGGCACGUUACUUCGCUGGGCCCGGCGUCGGCCUUAUGUACUUCGUACACAGCUACUGCCCCUUCAGCAUCAGCAACCGCUUCCUCCAGAAACUGUUUGUGAAGAAGACCCUGAUGCCGCGCGCUCUAAGGAAGCAGUCAGGCUUUGACCUGAAUCUCCACAACAACAACAACAGCAACAACAACAACAACAACAACAACAACGAGGAGGAGGAGAAACUCAAGUAGCUGUGAGACGUAGAAACAUGCCAACGGUUUCAGAUAGAGGACCACUCGUGUAACGCACCCUAGAGCUGUAUCCUGUCCUUCUGUAUGUGGUGUUUUUAAACUGUUGAAGGGAUCAUCACCAAAACGGUUUCUGUUUGUUUCUGUAUCGCCUAACCCCACCCGCCCCCCUAGGACACACCUGAAGGUCAGGGGGCGGGGCCUAGUAGAGGUGGAUCAGUAAGAUCAGCCGUACUGUACACACACCAAGAGAGUCACACUGACUUCAUGUGCCUUCAUCACAACAGAGAUCAGCCGAGAGAAUCCGACACUGCAGCAGCUGGUUUCUGACAGCCGAAACAUAUUCAAACAUCCAAACACCUCAUCGUCAGUGACAUCAUCAGUGACAUCAUUAGUGACAUCAUCAGUGACAUCAUCAGUCAGUAUUACAACAUCAGACCCAACUGGCCAAAAUGGUUCAGCCAGUUCCAUCCAGGAUACACCAGUCAGACUCCAGAUGCUGACUGAGCAGUUUGAAACAAAUGCAACGCUUAAACGUACAGAAAGUAAUUUCACACAGUGAAACAAUGGCGGCUCUCCUGCUCACACAGGAUCUGGUAUUCCAGAUAAACAGUAAAAUGUGUUUGUGAACAGAUUUGAGGAGAGAAAUAGUCAACAACAGAAUCUGGAUCCAUAUCUGAUCAGCACUGUUUGACAGUUUGAUCUGAGUUUGGUUGAGCUGGACGGACUCACUGAGAAUGAGCUGUCAAUCACAAGGUAGCCCCGCCCUAAAACAUACCUUGCUUUAGGGUCUGUUUUACUCUAAAUGGGACCAUCAGUUACUAAAUGAACUGAUAUACUGUCAGUGCUGAUUAACCAGAAGUUAUGGUGCGUUCCUUUUACCUCAGAGUCUGAAGUCGGAGCUGGGAACUACAGUUUUCACAAGGAGCAGCCAUCUUGGAUUUUGAAGUCAGGGUUAGUAAGGUUGUUCUGACCGAGUUGGACUUCAGGGAGCUUUCUCUAGCUUUUUGGAAACGCACCAUUAUGGCAACUACAGAGAAGCAGGAAAACUACACAUUUCUCUGGGUUUGAUAAUGUAAGUGCACAACUGGCUGUUGGUAAUUAGCUGAGAAGGGAAGGAGUGUGUAACGUCUGUGUCUGGAGUGAAUGGAUGCAGGAUAUGUUAAUGGAGAUUUAGCUAACAAGAAGUUCAGAGUUCAGAGAGCGGGUUGGUCGCCCUCAGCCUCAGGUCAGCUGCCGUAGCAAACGUCCUAAUGCUACAAUAUAGAACACAGGUUAGCCUUUUUAGACAUUUCAAUGUGGAAGUGUUACAUGUUGUAUGUUUAAGUUAUCUGAAAGGAAAAUAAAGGUGUGUGCGUCAGGGAGAAACAGCGGUGGACAGGCAGCGUGUGCAACCAGCCACUCAGAUAACUGAUGAACAGAAAACCUGGAGUCAGGCAGACAAGCUGUAGAUGAGUAAACUCUAACUCACUGUCCCUCCAGGAUCUGACAGGCUGUUUUGGGGAUUGUUUCUAGCAUUACGCCUCAGAAAUACAAGUAAACUGUCUGACGAUGUCACCAUGUCCUCAGAAACCAACCCAGGGAGUAAAGCAGCAGAUUCUUCCUUUAAAGAUGUCCUGUAACUGCAGGGAGUGUAAACUGAGAGCAAACUCCACCCGUGUCGUACGCCAGGAGCCUGGAAACCAGCGCGCUCAGUAAACCGAGCUGCUGUAGUGACGCCUCCCUCCUUCAGCCCAAAUAUUCCUGAUAUCACAUUCACAUAACAACAAUGACAGAAUAUCUGAUCUCUGAUUAUGAGUUUAUGUUUGUUUGUUUGUUUGUUUGCUUGUUUGUUUGUUUGUUUGUGCAUCAGCAGGUAGCAGACUGAAUCAUUUCAAAACAAAAGCACAUGUUCAGUUUGAUGUUUUGUAUGCACAAAAUCAAAAUAUAUUAACUUUAUUUGAUUUUCAGAGAGGGUCGUCUGACCCUAAUCAAUACCAGGCUUCCUGUUUGGACUUCUAUCCUUCAUAAUAAAAGCACAAAGUGUACAACAGUAAGUAUAGUAACAGCAAACAAACCUUUGCUUAUGAAUCUUUUUUUACUUAAAUCGUAUUACUGUUACCAGGCAGGGGUAAAUGCCCUCCAGUUUGGUGCCAAAUUUAACACACAACAACACACAGAAACAUUUCUGUUUCCUCAAUGACAAAAAUAAACUCCAGUUUGUUUGUUUUUAAUUUAAUUGAGCAAAAUCAAUUUAAAAUUUGCUUUUAUUUUGAAGGUUAUACCAAAACUCAACUUUUAUUUCUCUGAUCAUUUUCAGCUUUAAAAAUCAAUAAAUGUGAAAGUAAUUUAUCAGAUGAGCUGAGAAGCAGAUAAAGUUAUAUUUUGGUUUGUUGGCAACAGGAACUUUAUCCUGAAGACACACUGAGCAGAUUUUUCUUAUAAACACUGAGUUUAUCUUCAUAUUCAGGAUCUUUGAAUGUGACGUCCUCCUGUUUUUUAUGAGUCAAUAUAUGGAAAGAAAUAAAGCAUGUAACAGUUAUUUUUUCAGAUGUGAUGAAUCCGACAAAAUCCAAACCUCAGUUUAUUCCAGAUGGAAGAGUUGUGUGGAACAGUGAAUAUUUUGGGAUUUAUUUGUACUGGUUCAGUGUGUUUCUGAGGUCUGUCUCACCCGAUUCACCUCCUCCAACAUUAUUGUUAUUAUUUUUGUUUUUGAGCCCUGUUUUUGAAUCAAACUAUUUAUGGCAUCUUUUCUUUUAUCACCACUUAAACUGUGAAUUUUAUAUUUAAAAGAAUUGAAAAAACAACAAAAAUAUGAUGUUAAAUAUUCACUUGGUUCAUUCUUUGAUAGAAAUAAAGUUGACUUUUUCAGA